This is a messenger RNA of Lichtheimia ornata, 324 nucleotides long. RefSeq lists its product as uncharacterized. NCBI's taxonomy places the organism in Eukaryota, Fungi, Mucoromycota, Mucoromycetes, Mucorales, Lichtheimiaceae. The transcript has a single exon. The record is from RefSeq and is a predicted model, not a curated record. Bases 1 to 324 code for a protein of 107 amino acids.
AUGGAAAGCAUGGAUGAUGUCUUAAAGCAAAUACGCUCAGGUCUCACUGAUACAAGUUCUGCACUCCUUAAUUGGAAAGCAAGUUACCUCGCGCUAUCCUCCAUUGUCAAAGGAGUAGAGUCUCAAGCAAGGGCACAAAACAAACCGGUCAUCACCAGUCUGAUCAACAAGUAUAAGGACCAUAUCGACACCUAUCUUCAAAAGGCAAAGGAUGACAUUGAACAAGCUGAGAAAAUCAUGGAAGAAGAAUGGAAAAUACUUGAAAGCGCAGAGCAUGAUUCUACUACAAUGAUGGAUUGUUUAUGUGAACCGAAGACAACGUAA